This is a messenger RNA of Xenopus laevis (African clawed frog), 2831 nucleotides long. RefSeq names its product lumican L homeolog (gene lum.L). Gene Ontology annotation, molecular function: collagen binding. Lineage: Eukaryota; Metazoa; Chordata; Amphibia; Anura; Pipidae. The transcript is spliced from 4 exons. Bases 364 to 1425 code for a protein of 353 amino acids. The record is from RefSeq and is a predicted model, not a curated record.
CAAAAAUGAGUUAGUGUGGAAUAUGCCAUUACAAUGAUGUGAAACUCAGUGGAAGCAACAGCGAGAGCCAUACCAUUCUGAUCCAUUCUGUAUAAGAUUUCUUUUACUGCAGAUGGGCUGUGCUUCCCCAUUCUUCCACCUGCAUUUACUCAGAGCUUCACAGGCCACACCACAAACUCACCAUGAUGACAUAAGAGCAGUGGGACUAGGUUUUUUUCCUGCUCUUUUCUUUUUUCUGUUCUGUAUUACAGUGAUUCUGGCAGGCAGUUCCCUCCUGACACUGUUUACAGCACUUGAUCAGUCUCUUAAUCUGUGUAGGGAAUUAAACAGGACAGCAUCAAAGGCAAGGUAGUAACCACAAGGAUGCAUCUUCAUUUUAUUCCCUUCUUUGCAGUGCUAAUUAGUGGCAUUUCAUGCACAUUUUAUGACUAUGGAUAUGAUGGAGGAUAUGCUGCCCCAGAGGGAGAUUACUACGCUUCAAGUUUAUCUUUGGGACCAUCUACUGCAAACUGUGCUCCAGAAUGCACCUGUCCUUUCAACUAUCCCUCUGCAAUGUAUUGUGACAACCGCAAAUUAAAGACAAUCCCAAUGAUUCCUGCUGGAAUACAAUACUUGUACCUGCAAAGCAACAUGAUUGAGGCUAUAGAAGAGAAUGCUUUUAAGAAUGUUACUGAAUUGAAAUGGCUUAUUCUAGACCACAACCAGUUGACCAAUGGCAAAAUAAAGAAAAAUGCUUUUUCCAGUCUAAAACAUCUAGUAAAGUUAUAUAUCAGUUUUAACAACCUCACUGAAUUGGUAGGGCCACUACCAAAAACUAUGGAGGAUCUUCGUGUAACCAACAAUAAAAUCUCAAAGAUUACUCCUAACAUUUUGGAAGGUCUAGAAAAUUUAACUCACAUUUAUCUGCAGCACAAUGCUCUAAAAGAAGAUUCAAUUUCAGGGGCAUUUAAAGGUCUGAAACAGCUUUCAUAUCUUGACUUUAGUUUUAAUGAAAUGACAAAGUUACCCAAGGGACUUCCACCAAGCAUAACUACUUUAUAUUUUGACAACAAUAAAAUUACUAAUAUCCCAGAUGAGUAUUUCCAAGGUUUUAAAGCUUUGCAGUAUCUUCGCCUGUCCAACAACAAAUUGAAAGAUGCAGGGGUACCUGGAAAUGCUUUCAAUAUCUCAAGUCUUGUUGAGCUGGAUCUUUCAUUCAAUGAACUUGGGAGCAUUCCAGCUGUGAACGAAGGUCUGGAAAACCUCUACAUGCAAGUAAACAAAAUUCAAAAAUUCACCCUGAACAGCUUUUGUAAAGUUAUUGGACCACUGGAAUACUCCAAAAUCCGACACCUUCGUUUAGAUGGAAACAAUAUCAGCAGAAUCGACCUUCCCCAGGACAUGUACAGCUGUCUCCGUGUGGCCAGUGAAAUAGACCUAGGUUAAAAGGCUUGGCAAUAUUCAGAGAGUGGUUAUCCAAGCUACUUCUUUAGUCUUUCUUUGAGUUUUCAGAAACAUUUUCAAAUAAAAAAAUUAUAGGUUCAAGCAUAUUACAUCAAAAAUGUUAGAUUGUUAUACAGUCCUAGAAAAUAUAAAUGCUUUUUGAAGCAUCCUAUACGUAGAAGUGAACUAACCACAAAUUAAUUUGAUAUAACUCACUUAUAUUAGUUACUAAAUAUUAGGGGGAGAAUAGUAGCAUUUCAAAAAUCAUACUUACGGCAUCCUCAGGACAAAAUAACCUUGGAAAGUAAUUUCUUCUUUAAUCAGAAAAAGAAUUUAUGGCCAGACAGCUAUCUGAAUUUCCCUGCCAAACUUACUCAGGAGGUUUAGGAAGCUGUCAUAUUGCCAUACUUGUACAAGGGAAUGUGGUCAGUAACCUAUAUUCCCAAGUGCGAAAUUUGUUGGCACUAUAUAAAUACAUGUUAAUAAUAAUAAUAAAGUGUCCUAAACAAGUAAUACUUGGGGGUUCAGGGGCUGCACCAUCAAGAAUCCACCUGUGGAUUACAAGGGUAUGAUAUUUGAAAGACAAUAUCCCUUUAAAUAUUUUAUCAGCACUACAUAAAAACAUUAUUAUGUGAGUAGCUGCAAGAAAGGGAAAUUUGAAAAGAAGGGAGAUUUAAAAGUACUAACAGUGUGCUGUGACACCAAAAUAUUUCUGUACCAGUUCAUUGUUGUGUAAGGCUACUUGAGUACAAAUUACCUCAUUAGGAUUGCAGCUACUCUCAGACUUCUGCAUGAGUUGUUAUAUCUUAGUGGAGGUAUGUAAAAACACACACAUAGAAUAUAACACACAUGCACAUACAGACACAUGUCUUCUUUUUCGUGAUUUGCAAUUAUCCGAAGGACUAAUCCAUUAAAUUGUAAUUACUUUUUUGCAUUAAUAUUUGUGGUCAACUGCUGUUUAAAUAAUGAAAGCAAACGUCUGAUUGGUUACUUUUGCCAAAAAUAUGCAAACCUUGCCUGCACUUAAUUCCUUGAAAGAAGCAGCUUUGGUAUCACUGAUCAAGAAAUACUCUUUAGACUUCUACAAUGAUCUCUUUCAACUAGGCUAAAGAAUAUUUGUAUACUAACAAAUGUUAUUACUAACAGAGCAUGAAUUUAGUGACCACUUGGUCUGUUUACUUUGCUAGAAAGAUUCAGGGCAUGAUUUGUACAGUGAAUUGAGCUACACAUUUUCCAUCUUCAGAAUCUCAGUAAUAUUUGCAUAUAAGUUUUGUACUUUGGCAAUAGUAGAAGUGUUAUAAUUUUGCAAUCUUCUUAAACCAUAACGUCUUACAGAAAUAAAAUUCAAAUCUACUAGUUAUAUUAUAUAUAGUUUUUUUUUACAGUUUUAAAUAAAGGCUUUUGAUUUC